ACACACACACACACACACACAAACACUGAGAGAUGUGACUGUUUACCGGAGGAAUACAGCGUGUUUCUGUGGGAUUUUAUAUUUUCUACUGUCAGCCAGGAUAUAUAAUGGGAGAGGACAGGCUGGGAGUCAUCAUGUUGGCCGUGCAGGUCUCUCGGGUCGCAGUGUUUCUCUGUGUGAUCACUUCAGUGUCUGCAGUGGAAGAGACAGUGAUGGAUACAAGGACAGCUACAGCUGAGCUCGGCUGGAUAUCGUUCCCUGCCAAUGGAUGGGAGGAGGUGAGCGGCUAUGAUGAGAACCUCAACACCAUCAGGACGUACCAGGUGUGCAACGUGUUUGAGCCCAGCCAGAACAACUGGCUCCUCACCACCUACAUCGACAGGAGGGCGGCGCAACGCAUCUACGUGGAGAUCCGCUUCACCGUACGCGACUGCGCCUCCAUCCCCAGCGUCCUGGGCUCCUGCAAAGAGACGUUCAACCUGUACUACCUGGAGACCGAAAGGACCGUGUCGGAGAGCAUUAAAGGGGUGGAGUACUGGGCCAAUGCCCCUUUUCUUAAGGUGGACACCAUCGCAGCAGAUGAGAGUUUCUCCCAGGUUGAUUUUGGGGGAAGGCUAAUGAAGGUGAACACAGAAGUUCGGAGUUUCGGGCCGUUGUCCAAAGGCAGAGGCUUCCACUUAGCCUUCCAGGAUCUGGGCGCUUGCAUGUCCCUUCUGGCUGUCAGAGUCUUCUACAAGAAAUGCCCCAGCGUGGUGCAGAACUUUGCUUUUUUCCCAGAGACACUGACUGGAGCAGAAUCCACCUCAUUAGUCAUCGCCAGAGGAAGCUGUAUCCCCAACGCUGAGGAAGUAGACGUGCCCAUAAAGCUCUACUGUAACGGAGACGGAGAGUGGAUGGUACCCAUCGGCAGCUGCAGCUGCAAGGCGGGUUAUGAACCAGACAACGGCAACGUGUGUCGAGCUUGCCCUCAGGGCACCUUUAAGUCGUUCCAGGGGCCAGGAUUAUGUCAGCAAUGUCCGCUCAACAGUCGCUCCACCAUCGAGGCCGCCACCCUCUGCGGUUGUCGUAACGGCUAUUACCGUGGUGACAUGGACAAACCGGAGGACGUGUGCACCAGUGUCCCCUCCGCUCCUCGCAACGUUGUCUCAGUCGUCAACCAGACAUCGGUGCGGCUGGAGUGGCACCCACCGCGUGACAUCGGGCAUCGUGAAGACCUGUCAUAUAACGUCUUGUGCCGCCGGUGCCACAGCAGCGAACGCCGGGCGUGUCAGCCAUGUGACGACAGCGUGGCGUUCAUUUCAGGCAGGCAAGGGUUAAAGGAUACGAGGGUGGACAUCAGCAAGCUGCGGGCCCACACAUCGUACACCUUCGAAAUACAGGCAGUCAACGGAGUCUCCAACAAGAGCCCUUAUCCCGCCCAGCAACUGUCAAUCAACAUUACAACCAAUCAGGCCGCGCCCUCAGUAGUUCCCAUAAUGCACCAAGUGAGCUCAACGAGCCGCAGUUUCUCGUUGUCAUGGCCACCGCCCGAGCAGCCCAACGGAAUUAUCCUUGACUACGAGAUGCGAUACUUUGACAAGUCCCUGUCGGCAGUAUUGAACAGUUCAGUGGUCCUGAGCGAAACACCCAAUGUUGUUCUGGAGGGUCUGAGGCCCGGGACCGGCUACUUGGUCCAGGUGAGGGCUCGCACCGUGGCCGGCUACGGAGCCUACAGCAAGGAGAUGCUCUUCCAUACGCUCACCGACGAUGAGUAUAAGUCAGAGCUGGGACAGCAGCUCUCUCUGAUUGCCGGCUCUCUAGUAGGUGGAGUGUGUAUCGUCUCAUUGGUAGCUAUUGCCAUCAUCUGUACCAGAAGAAGGCAGUUGAAGGAGAGCGUAUACGGUGACAAGCUGCAGCAGUACAACGCAGGAGGAGAGGUGACUCUGAGGCCCGACAUGUUCAGUGGUACCACCCCAACGGUGACCUUUCCCACCCUGUCUGAAGGUCAUAGUUCACCGGGGGUCAAGAUCUACAUCGACCCUUUCACCUACGAGGACCCCAACGAGGCAGUUCGGGAGUUUGCAAAGGAAAUUGACCCCUCCUGUGUCAAAAUAGAAGAAGUCAUUGGAUCAGGUGAGUUUGGGGAGGUGUACAAAGGUCGCCUGAAGCCGGUCGGGAAAAAAGAAAUUCUCGUUGCCAUCAAGACCCUGAAGGUUGGCUACUCCGAGAGGCAGAGGAGGGACUUCCUGUCCGAGGCGUCGAUCAUGGGUCAGUUUGACCAACCAAACAUCAUCAGACUGGAGGGAGUGGUCACCAAGAGCCGGCCUACGAUGAUCAUCACUGAGUUCAUGGAGAACGGAGCACUUGACUCGUUUCUCAGGCAAAAUGAUGGGCAGUUCCCAGUGAUCCAGCUGGUUGGUAUGCUGAGGGGCAUCGCGUCUGGAAUGAGGUACCUGGCGGAAAUGAGUUAUGUUCACCGGGACCUGGCUGCUCGGAACAUCCUGGUUAACAGUAACCUGGUGUGUAAGGUGUCUGACUUUGGAUUAUCACGAUAUCUGGAGGACGACACCUCUGACCCCACCUACACCAGCUCACUGGGCGGUAAAAUCCCGGUGCGGUGGACGGCUCCGGAGGCAAUCGCCUACAGGAAGUUUACGUCGGCUUCAGAUGUCUGGAGUUACGGGAUCGUCACCUGGGAGGUGAUGGCAUACGGAGAGAGGCCUUACUGGGACAUGAGCAACCAAGAUGUGAUAAAUGCCAUCGAGCAGGACUUCAGGCUGCCAGCUCCCAUGGACUGUCCGGUGGUGCUGCACCAGCUGAUGCUGGACUGCUGGCAGAAAGACAGGAACGCACGGCCAAAGUUCCCCGAUAUUGUCAGCAUGUUGGACAAAAUGAUACGCAACCCUGCAUCUCUCAAAGCCGGCACCAACAACGUCCCCCCUGGUCCUCCCCAUCAUCCCUUGUUAGACCGCGGAGCUCCAGAUCUGAGCAGGGUGAGCUCUGUGGAAGACUGGCUGGCUGCGUUGAAGAUGACCCAAUAUCGAGACUCCUUCCUGGGCUCGGGCUUCACUUCCUUGCCGCUCGUCACACAAAUCACGGCCGAAGAUCUUCAGAGGAUUGGCGUGUCUCUUGCCGGACACCAGAAGAAAAUCCUGACCAGUGUUCAGUCGAUGACGCACAACGUCGAUGACCAGUCUCCUACUGAAUCUGUGUAACCACACAGGGGAGUGACACAGUACGAGAUAUUUGACAUGUGUACAGUCUGAACGAGCAGGCUGUCAUCUUUACACUUCUUGUUUUACCCACAUACACUUCAGUCUUGGAACUCUAAACCACUUUACGUGUUUUUAAACAAUCACUUUGGCCAUUUGUGUGUCUGCGUGGCCUCAGCAGGUCCCUCCUUCAGUCAUUGGACGGACUUCUCUCACACCAUUUAGCAAAUUGAUUUAAACUAAAUGCCUCUUGGAGGGAAUUCAAUGCAGAGUUAGUGCUAGAGGAAAAACAAGGCAGACAUGAUUUGUGACUGCAAAAGCAAAAAAAAAACUAGUGUCUGGACUUUUCUGUCGGGGACAAUCACAAACCCGCCAUUCCCUCUCCCACCAAAAUCUCCCUGCAAGAUUACUCACAUCAGUGAAAUCCGCAGACCAGUUUUUACCAGCUUGACUGUUUGAGUCAAGGGCGACAUGGCCUGGUUUUUAUGUAAGGAUAUAUCACACAAACGCUACUGUGAAGAGGAAACUGACAUUUAUAUGAAGGGACACAAGCUGGACUAAAAGGCUGACAAGAGGUCUUUUAAAACAGUGUUCCUGGAGACCCAUCGUAGGCUUCGUUAUCUCCAGUAUGUCUUGUUGAGACUACUUCAGUGUGUUGGUGAAAAUUGCUACCAUUUGAAUCCAGACAAGAGCCAACAGUUAAAUGGGACUUUGUGAAUCCAUCUUCAUAUUGAAGAGUCUGUACAUAUUAUGAUAUGGGAUGUUUAUUUCCUGUUUGCUUUCACUUUUUGCCAACAGUAUUGAACAAUUAAUUGCCACUGGAGUAUUUUGUGAGCUCUCUAUGAUUAUCUUCCUCCGCCUGAUUUGUCACUGGAACAAACUUUUGUUGUGGACUGCAGACAAAAAAAAUUGGAAAAAUAGGUUCUAUUUUUUGUGCUUUCCAUGCAGCAAAAGGAAAAGAUAAACUCCUCCACGCAGUAAGCUAUCAAAGCCUGGCCUACUUAAAAUACUUAAUUCAGAGGCUACUCAUAAUGGAUGAUGUUUUACAAUCAGCACAUACACCCCAUGAGUAAAGGCAAUUACAGACUGGGAAACAGAAAGAAAAUCAGAUAAAGACAUAUUAAACCAUAGCAGUGUAAUAAGUCUAGGAAGCAACUGCAGACUUCAAAGUAAAGAAGAAGAGCAGACUGCAGAUAUUGAGUCAUUACCAGCUGCUGAGACGCACCUGUUGUGAACACACAGCAGUGGCCAGAGAAAAGGUAUUCUCAUCCAAUGUUCUUGUGAUUUGGCUGCAAAUCCUAAAGCCGACUGCCAGUCAGGCAUUAAUACAACGCAUGGACACACCAGAAAUCCAAUGCUCAUGUACUGUCCACGCAUGAAACAAAUCUCAUUUCAGUCAAAACGGUAUGGCCGCCGUCCAGAUGGUAAUCGCUCUACAGCAGGCAGCCAGGCAGGCGGGGCCUUUGUAUCAAUUCAUUUUUUCAUUCAUUGGCUGCCGGAUAUGUCACUGUUGUCAGAGUCUGUUUUGACAGCCGCAUUUCCUCCCGAUUGACAUCAGUGAUUAAUACUGUCGCGUCAGUUUGCAGAUGAAACGACAUGAAGUGACUUAUCCACGUUCACAUCAGCGGACAGCAACCUUUUCCAUGGUGGGUGUUACGCAACACUAAUUUACAAGCGGCAAAGACUGAUUUCUCAGACAAGUCAGAGGAAAGAUAGUGAAAUACAAAAUGCUGGGGGGGUCAAGAAGGAUAUCGCUGGCGUAUUUAUCAUGUUUUGGUGCCGAAAUGUGAUGUUUGACUCACUAGUCUUCACAAAAUAUAUUAGUAUCAAGAAGGCCUGAUCUCACUCUGGGGCACACUGGUGGAGAAGCACUGGGAGAUCUCUUUUAUCUCAACACUGAGCAGAUUACCAGCUGCGAAACAACAGCAGGCUCGCUCCGCCUUUAGCCCAAACCUCUGGUCAUGCGUGUGCCCCCACAUCCCGAGGAUUACCAGUCUGCAGCCCUGAUUGGAUGUCGUGAUUUUUAUUUGUCAUCCCCUCGGAGCCGUGUGCUCACAAUGACAGAAGUGACAGUAUUUAGUUGUUUGCUUUCAACACGUUUUUUUACUGCUGACACGUCCUACAGGACGACGUGUUUGUGUUUGUCUCACACCAAUGCUCUCCAGCGCCGGGACGGCCCAAACUCUUUUAUUUAUGUGACAUUGAGAGGUCCGCGACUAUUUUAAACAUUUCAGUUUCCACUUUUCUGGCAAAACUCUGCUCUGCCAGCAUGACCGGAAUUGAAUUUGUUGCCCAGAAACGAUAGCAUAUUGAACAUUUUAUUAGGAGGUAUUGAGAUCAACUGUCAGUGGUUCGGAGGCGUAAUUCAUUGUAAAUAGAUGCCGGUGGGAAAACAGUUUCGGCGCUGGCUCGGGGAGAGAGAUGAGUGUGCCUAAAAGCUCAUAUUGAACGCCAUCUAAACAAUAUCACCCAGAAGAAAUAAAAGCUAUCAACACAGGCAGGCUUCUUAAUACAUUACGUAACAUGUAGCUAAGUGUGAUGUGUCUAUCCUUUGCUUCAUUUUUUUCUUCUAUUUAACAAGGUUAGAUGUGAGCUUUCAGAGGCAUUUCACAUGUCCCUGUGUCAGUGUUCGUGAAAAGACAAUGAAGGCGUAAAUGAUCUACAGCACGUCUUGUAUUUAUACACCGACGUGUUGGUUUGAGCACAAAGAGAGGAUUUCUCAGGAACACAACAGUUUCGUCCACAUUGCUGCAUAAAACGGGAUCGUUUAUUGUUAAAUCAUGCACUAUAUGAAAAGAUUAAUACAAGAUGAAGUGCUUUAAGAGUUCAUGGAGAAAACUGUGUUUGAUGUUCGUUUGCUUAUUAAAAGUUAAAUCCACCCUAAAUCCAGCCCCUAAAAGUGAGGAACAUGUUACUAAAUCCUUUGAGAGUUUUCUAUUUGUGUAUGUGAACUAGACUCGUAUACAAGAAAACAGAGAGAUACACUUUCAGGCAAUGAACAGUAGCCAGAGUUAAUACACUUUAUGAUUAUAUCAAUGCUGAAUGUCGGGCGCAUUUUUGUACUUCAAGGCUAAAUUACAUUUUUUAAUCUUUUUUAUUGAAAGUAGGACGUUUUGACAUCAUGCUUUUAAAAUGUUUCUCUUUUUUUGUGAAGGGUCUUAUGUUAAAAAAACAAAAUCACCAAGCUUCCAAUGAAAGUCCAUCCUUGAAAUUUUUGCCAUUCUUUAUUAUUUUUUUCUAUUUUACAGCAUAUUUUGCUCUAAUACACUGUAGACUUUUUAAAGAUUCAAUAUUUCCCUAUGAAACUAGCUGUGUCCCAAUGCCAUACUACAGUACAUGCUACAAUCUUAGCAGGUUUUAAGUAUAGAUGGAGUAGUGUGUUCACGCUGGAAAUGUGACAAGUAUACUCAAAAGAUCUUGAUUUUUGAGCUGUUAUUGGACUCUUGACAUUUGAAAGUUGCAGUUUUACUGACAUGCGUCGGUGCAUGUAUUCAGUGUUACUCGCCAAAACUCUUUGUUUGUAUCCUCGAGGUAUAACAAGCACGUUGAAUGUAUUUUCUUUCCUUAUAGACCUUUUCAUUGCCAUUCUGUUGCUAGGGCAACAGCUUUGGUCCAAGUUUACUUCCUGUCUGCAUUAACAAGCAUUGCAACAGGAAGUACAUUUAAAAUGUUUAUGUUGUCAAGUUUGAAACGGUCUACAGAACACAUUAUAUUAGUUUUAACAUUUUAAAUCUGCCUUUUUUUUUACUUCUAGGUUGACUUGCUUACUGUCUUCUUCUUCUUCUCUGCCUUUCACUAGCGCAAUGCAGCAUUUCUUGGCACAUUAUCACCACCUGUGUUUAAAAUGUACAGUAGUAAUGUGAAACUUAUUGGCAGGAAUGUGAAUCAUGUCACCCAUGUGCCUGUGCAUGUGAAGAAAAAAUGGACACCACCACUCAAAAAGUCCAGAUGAGAUUCAAGGCACUUUUGAUUGCACUUCGUCAUGACAUUGUUGGCCAGACCUUGGUUUUCUGGGCGAACUGCAAAUCAGGAUCGGCCCUCCUCCAGUCCACAAGGAGGUGGUAACGAAGCUGAAGCUGUAUGGUAAAACUUUAGUUUCAGUUUAGUUACAACCAUAACAGUUUAGCUGGUGUUAGCUAGGCUAACCUCCAUCUCCAAAAUUGGUUUGAACAAUCAGAUUUCAGUCCGUCUUGAAUGCUUCUUGGACGCAUUUACACUUAUCUUUCUUGAGAUCAGAUAGCUAUCCGAUCCUAACGUUGAGUGUAACUGGGGUCGUUGUCUAAUGGAAAAAUUAAUGGUUUUACUUGCAGAACCAGGAGCACCGAAAUAUCUUCUCCCACCUAACAUCUCUACAGUAUAUAGUAUUGGUUUGGGACACAGCUACUGUACUAAAGAUGAAAGAUUCACCCAUGAAUAUCCUUUAAGGUUUCUCUAUUUAUAAUACGUGUUGUUUAUUAGGACGUCAUUUUGUUAUGAAGUGUUGCAUGAUACUUUAGUGUUGUGUGGAAACCCGCUGCUCUGAAAAAGGUUGGCGUAUACAUCUGCAUUUUUGCAGCCGCAAUGCAUUCUGGUCUGCUGGGAUUUCUGUCAAUGGGGACGGCUAUGAUGAAUUUCUCAUUGUUGAACGGCGAUACAAAUGGCAGCUGCAGACAAAAGCCCUCGCUCUCUGAUUCCGAGGGACUGACACCGAAACCUGGCAUUUACUGCAGAUGUUUUAGAUAGAGAACUCCAUUCAGACUCCACUCUAACUGUGCUUGAAAUAUGUCAACAUGAUGUUGCAUUAUAUUUGGCCAAUUAACCACUGAAAUGGGAAAGUAUACACAAUAAAAUAGGCCCAGAAAUGCAAGGUGUGUCACCUGAAGGACCUCUUAAGAGCUUUAGGGUGGAUUUAUCUUUUAAUUGCAGUUCUUUUUCUGGAGGCUGGACCGACUCGGCUGCUUCUCUCCUCUCCUGUUGCUCUGGUGUAAUAGAUACUGUAGGAGAGGCUGGAGAUGAGAGGGAAAAAAGUGAAAGGGAAUAGGUAAUAGAAGGGGCAAGAGGAGAAGGGAAGUAGAAGAGAGGAAAAGGAGGUGCGAGAGGCAGAGCUCGACACUCGUGUUUGAAUAAAAAUGAGGCUGGGUGUGGAGAGAUUACUCUUUCUCUUUUUGUCUCCCUCUCUCUCCCUGCUCUACCCGGCUGUCCUCUUUCUUCUCCUAAUGCCCACAACCUCUCUGCACAACUCACUCUGCUGCUUCCAGUCUGCUUCUCCACCGACUAACAGUGUGAAGGCAAGCAAGUUCAGUUUUACUCUUAGGUGCACUAUUUAACUUAUAUCUUUUAAUGAUGUAUUGGCAAGUAUCAGCUGUGGGUUUUCAUGAGAGCAUUCAUCCCAAAACUGUGAAGGUAAAGGUCUUCUCUACCCAAAAAUGAAGGGUUUAUCAUCUCAUUUUAGCCUCCAUGUGUUCAGUCAUGCACGGUGUUUCAUCAAACUAACCUGAACUAAAGCAGCCUGGCUGUAAACACUCCGUGGACAUGCAGAAAAAGUUUUUUUUCCUCCUUUUUAAUUAUUUAAUUUUAAUUUAUUUGAUUUCCUAUAUUGCUUGCCAUACUUUUCAGUAUGUAUGUAUUGUAUAUUGGUUUCUCUUGAAAAAAGAAAAACAGCUCAGUAAUCAGCUGUAGUCUGCCUUUCUCUGUUUACCUACAAUACUGUUAUAGGUGUUACUGCUCAUAUAGUCAGAGCAUCCCACUGUAAUGUAUUAUAAUGCUGUAAUAUAAUGUGAGUAUGCCUGUGCAUCUUUGUAUGUGUGUGUGUGCGCGUGUGUGUGCGUGUGUGUAAUAUAAUGUGUGUGUGCUGUUCAGUGUGCAGUUCAAUGUUUGUACAACGUGCGUGUGUGUGUGUGAGUUUGUAGCUGUUAACUUUCUGAGUCUUACAUUUACAAUGCACUGUUUGUCAAUAAAGAAGACAAAUCAAUCAAACUGA
Sebastes umbrosus (honeycomb rockfish) is the source of this 9150-nucleotide messenger RNA. RefSeq names its product ephrin type-B receptor 1-B-like. Gene Ontology annotation, biological process: axon guidance; cell surface receptor protein tyrosine kinase signaling pathway; protein phosphorylation. Lineage: Eukaryota; Metazoa; Chordata; Actinopteri; Perciformes; Sebastidae. The record is from RefSeq and is a predicted model, not a curated record. Gene Ontology annotation, cellular component: plasma membrane; neuron projection. The coding region runs from base 108 to 3194 and encodes 1028 amino acids. The transcript has 20 exons. Gene Ontology annotation, molecular function: protein binding; transmembrane-ephrin receptor activity; ATP binding.